AUGCACUACUAUGGGGACUGCUACAACCACCUCUGCCUGCCCGGCUCGGGCUGCAUCACUGAGACCAUCCAGCGCUGCCCUGCCCAGCCCGACGCCGGCAGCGCCACCUGCCACCCGCUCAGCAUCACCAAGAGCCCCGUGCCCAGGUGGCAGAGCUGCCCCCAGCCCUUCACCUACGUGUGCCCACAGCUGAGUGCCAGCCAGGCAGCUCUGCUGUCCUGCCAGCCCUACCUACAGAAGUGUGUGGUGCUCUACCCCGAGUCCUGCGAGACCACCAAGCUCCUACCCUGCAGGAAGCCCAGCGUGAAGCUGAGCACCCUGCAGAGCUUCCAGCCCUGUGAGACCAACCCCCCCGUGAAGAAGAGGGUGGCCAAGAGCCUCCCACCCUGCGCACCCAGGUGCCCGGAGCCCAGCAAGCUCAAGUUCCCACCGUGUGGGAUCAGAUCCUCCUCCUCCUCCUGCAAGGUCGGCUGCAGGUCGCAGAAGAUCUCCAGCUGCUCGGCGCAGCGCUGCAGCUCGGGGCUGCAGUCCCUGCAGGGGCUGACCAGUGGCUACUCCCAGCCCCUCCGGGGGGUCACCGAGUGCCCCCCGCAGCAGUGCACGGCGCAGUCCUUCCUGGGGGAGUACGUCAAAGGCUUCCCCCACCAGAAGUGCAUGAAGGGCUACCCCACCCAGGAGUACUUCACCACCUACUCCUCGCAGCCCUGCCUCACCAAGUCCCCGCCGCGGCCGCAGCCCCUCAAGUGCUCCCCGGGGCAGGGGACCAAGGAGCGUUCCUCGCAGCAGCCGGCAGCCAAGUCCUCGCUGGCUCAGGAGGGAGCCAAGCACAAGAGCUGCUCCGCCCAGCACCUCGCCAAGUCCAAGAGCCUCCAGCCCCGAGCCGCCCAGCACUCGGCGCAGCCCCAGGGCGCCGCCGCCAAGCGCUCCGGACACAAGAAGAGUCGCUGCACCUCCAGGUGGCUGUGGUGA
This is a messenger RNA of Indicator indicator, 969 nucleotides long. RefSeq lists its product as uncharacterized. Lineage: Eukaryota; Metazoa; Chordata; Aves; Piciformes; Indicatoridae. The coding region runs from base 1 to 969 and encodes 322 amino acids. The record is from RefSeq and is a predicted model, not a curated record. The transcript has a single exon.